Molecule: messenger RNA, 8473 nt
Organism: Porites evermanni
Lineage: Eukaryota; Metazoa; Cnidaria; Anthozoa; Scleractinia; Poritidae
Source: the annotation of a GenBank genome assembly
AUGCUUGCCAUUUCUCAAGGUAACAUCAGUGUCUACAUUGUAAACUGGUUUUCGUGGUAUCUGUAAUAAUCAAGGUCGGGAAAAGGCCGAGCUGAAAGCCAAGGCUGAUAACACUUACCAACACCUUGAUUAUUUCUGGAUAAUUGUUUUAUUAUACUUUUGUUUUGAAGAAAAUGAAGGACAGACACAGCAUCGCCUUAAAUCAUGCAUUGUGCGCGCAAUAACCUACAGAACUCACUAUUCUGCUAGCAGGUAGCUAACUGAUCUGUAGGUUGAGCUGAUUUCUAAAAUGAACUGUAGGCUCUUAGCAAAUAAGAAGACAGAUAGUGUGUGCAAUGUGUAAUAAUACAAUGUAAUUCAAAUAAUUGCUCUUUGUAUUCUUGGUUUGCAACCACGUGAAAAGGCGGCCGUGUUGGGGGUCAAAACAAUAUAAUUCUUUCUCAAAGAAUUUACAUAAAAAUAGAUUUUUAAGAGAGAAGUACUUUCAUUCUUGACCACCAACAUGGCCGCUGUGACGUCACGUGCAAACCAGAUUAGGCCACUUCCGAGUUCCAAAAACCCUCACUUUCAAAAUGAGGCUAGGUGCGCAACCUUUCUUGUGAAAAUGAGUUUUAUUUGCAUCAGAAUGAAAAAUCAUUUCCAUAUCAAAGGCUGAGCACUUAACCUCGUUUUGAUACAGGGGCCCGGGGGAACUCCAAAAUGGCCGAUUGUGUACUGUUGGCCUUAGGAAAUUUAUGUAAGGUCAUUCAGUAAGCUACAAUGACAACAGUGAUGAAAACCUAUCAAUGACAAAUUUUCUUUUCUCUUUUUGAACAUAGGAUGAGAUCCCUAACUUUCCAACUCCACCAGAGAAGUCCACCUACAUUAUUUUGACAAAUUGAGAGAGUUGGAAGAAGUCGUGAUAACUUUGAAAGAACGCAAACUUAAUCUCUCAGUUUUACUUUUCUCGUGACGUCCUUACUUCCGUUAAAAUGAAUGUGAGAAUGUGGUUACUUCAGUUCCCUACUGUAGUAACAAUCCAACAGUAAUAGUCUGUGUUGGCUGCAGAAACAGUAAGAAUCAUCGUAAAUCUUGCCAUACUUGUAAGCCUGAUAGACUGGACUUUGUCAUGAGACAAAAGUUGUUCUGUAGGCCUGCAAAAUUUUGCUUAAAAAGUGCAAAAUUUUCAAAUUUGAGUUUAAAAUUACAGUCGUUCCAGGGCAUUUUGUUGUUUUUUGUUGCGUCAAAAGUUCAUUUUCAGAAAACAGUGCCGACCGCGAUUUAAGACAGUUAAUUUCCUUGUUAUUUUUUAUAGUUGACGAUGUGUAAAUAGUAAUAAUUGGUAAAUAACUGUACCGUACCGGAUGCUUUGAAGUAAAGAAUAAUAAAAUUGUAUUACUACUCUUUUUGUAGGUCCCAAUACAGAUGAGCAGAAUUCAGCUAAGAAAACCACUGUCAUCUGUCAAGUUGAAAAACCCUCUUCUUCUCAGAAACUCCUUGAUAAAGGUAUUCCUGAAUCGUAGCUGAACAAUAUUACAUGUACAACUGUAUAUUCAAGAGGAAAUUGUUGUUUUUCUUGUAGAAAAUGUACUGUACUCUAACGAGAGCAUGUUGAGUAUUCCUUGCCGGGAUGGUACACUGUACAGUAACAAGGAAUGCUGAAAGCACUGAACAAGACUCGUUUAAAAAGAAUCAAAAUUUGUGAUGAUUAUCACAGAUUACCUUUGCCAGUUGUCGACAAAAAAGAUUCGCUUCAGGUUUUAUAAUGAAGUUAAAUGAAAUUUAACGCAGUUAACAACAAGGAGAGCGGUAACGUGUUGUCGGUCAGUGGUCAGUGCGGUGGCUCAAGCGCGGUCAGCCUUGCUUGCAUCAUCUCCAUGUGCUUCGUACAGCGUUUCCUGGCGGUCUGUCUUUUCGUUUCCCUUUGGAUCAUUCUUUAACCCCCAUCCCUCCCCCGCUCCCUUUAUUUUUUUUCUGAUAAAUCAGUGUGUCAGGUGCCUGGUUCCAUUAGAGUUGGGGCUCAUGGCUGGAAGGCGCGGGUUUACCAGGGGAUAACCUGUUCCAGGCGGUCAGUUAGUAGAGUGUGGUGUUCGGAUAGUGGGGAGCGAGUUAAAUCGUACACGGAGGAAAGGAGGGGAAAAAACGAGGGGAGAGUGAGGCGAGUUCACUCCCUUUACCCACUCUAGUCUCUCCCGUUUAUUUUUACCUCGUCAAUUUUUCGACCGCGUUCUACUAUCUGAACGCCUGGAACAGGCUAACCAGGGGUUGGCUUUGCCAAAAUUGGAAGCUCCUGGACAAACCAGGGACCCACCUCCACUAAAGGAUGCUGUUUUUAAAGAGAGGUGAAAUAUUUGUUCACACCUUCAAAGGCGAGCUCUAUCCCUGCCUUGUAAAGGGCCUGUGUCACGGCAGUCUAGUCUAUUUGCUUAAUUUUUCUAAUUACUAGCCUAAAGGUGGAUUUAAGAAUACUCUUUUGUGUAAUAAUCUUUUAUAAAUUGCCAAAAUAUCUUCGGCACAGUUAACAGGACAAAAGUUGUUGCUACGGAUGGUGAUUGAAACUUGAAAAAAUUGGGCCAACUUUUUCACACGUUUUAAUGCUAUGCCUUCAGAAAUAAAAAGUAUAUAUAUUAUUAUGGUUAGUGCUCUUUGAUGAAGAUUGUUUGAUCUUCUUCAUAACACUACAGGAGUAUUUUUUUUCAGUAAUGACUUCAGCACAGAAUUGAGCUAAAAGAGAGCUACCUUAGUAGUAGUUAAUUUCGCGAUUUUGGCAAGACAAUAUUUCGCGGGGUUUUAUUUUCGCGAUUUCGCUAGGCAAUUAUAAAAAAAGGCAUUAGAUUUUGCGAUUAGAGCGUUCUCAACCUGAUUUUAUUUUUCAAACGUCUGAAUUUUUUAAAAUAUCGAGAUAAAAUGAAACAAGAAAAACGCAUAUUAACGUUAUUUUAAUUUACAACAGAAGGCACAGUCAAGGAAUGGAACUUACCAGUUAACCAGCUUAUAAUUUGUCGGUGUUUGAGUAUAUAUUGUAAUUGUUUAAUUAAUUUUUUCUUUCUGUGAUUUCAAUUUUCUGUAUGGGUAUUAAAUUUCGCUUGUUUAAAUCUCGCGGGGAUUUUUAUUCGCGGGUCUUUAAUUUCGUGAUCUUUCCACAAUCGCGAAAACCGCGAAAUUAAGUAGCAAUAACUUAGGUAUAUACUCGUGACGUAAUCCCUUUAAUGUUGGUAAUUGAUUUAAUUGUAGGCGCCGGCGCAGCAAAGACAGCAAAGAGAUCCAGGUCUUCGAGAAAAGGCAAAAGGCCGUUGUCUGCAUGUGCUGUUUCCGCUCCAAAACAACCGAAACUGUUGAAAGAGGAAGGUAAAGUUCGUUUCUGGAUUAUUUAGAGUAAGGGUUGGUGUCGCAUUACGUGUGUAUGAGAGAGUUUAGGAUGGUCUUGUGUCAUCGGUCUCGUGUCUGUAAAAUGCGGCUUCACAAGUUGUAUAGCUUACGAAAUAAGAGUGUGACAGUACUUCCCGUGAAAUAAAGCGUUUGUCUGAGUUACUUUCCUCUGCUGCACAGGGCAGUGGCUUUAUUAUUUAAGUCCCCCUUUCUAGUUGGAAAUCCUGAUGAAGCUAUAGUUUCGUAGCCUCGGUUACACUUAAAGAAAAUCUUGAGAUUCUCACGUCUGACACACUCUCCAAACUUCUAGCGUACUUCGUAACACGAUAUGCUUACAGUGUAAGAAACUAACUAUUUAGCGGUAGCCUCUUGUCAGUCAGAUCAGCCUCCUACGCAGACCUUCUAAGGGGUUCGUGACGCCCUAGGAAAGUCUGCGUGGGAGGCUAGGCUGCUGAAAAUCGAACCACCUUCCUUACUCUUUGUAUUUGCGGUGUAAUGAAUAAACCAAUCACUUGUCAGGAAAUUGAGAGUGAUCUCAGUUCUGUUUUGGAACGCGAGUGAUUUGUCCAUUAAUCUUUUAAGAAAUGAACCUUAAAAGUGAAAUGUUUUUACGGAGAGUGUAUGGCACACAGUUUUCAUAAAAAUGUAAGCGUUGAUAGCAUUUUCUUUUUCGCUAAAUGUUAACAUUGCCUCGGUGAAGCUUAUUCUGCCACUGAAGGUAUUUUAAUUUAUGUCAUCGAAAACGUUUACUUGAAUAGACAGUAACAUCCUUAUCUGUAUGCAAAAUAAGGAGAAUAAACGGUCUUUCUGCUUACUGAGGAGAGGAAAGCAUGUCACAGUAAGAUUAAUCCGUUUAGAAUGUCAAGUCUUUAGGUUUGCGUUUAUUGACAAAUAUUCCCUCACCUUUUUGUUUCCAGCAGGUUGGAACAACUCGGUUGUUGUUGAACUGCUCAAAGCUGAAUACAAAAGGCGCUGUCUGUUAAGACCACUUCUUUGGAAUAGCACUAUCGAGUUACCCCUAGAGAACGUUUACACGAGACUGAAAAUCGUUUCAAGACGAAAGUUGGCCACCCAGAUGGAAGCCAAGGCGAAGGCGAAUAUGUUCCACGUCAUAGCCCCAGAAAAAGGUGCGGAUGUCCUAACGCUAGCACAGGGAAGUCCAGACUUGAGGGUGGACGUGAAUAAUGAGUUUAAUGUGUUGGAUUUCUUCAAAGCUCCUGAUCAAGUUGAGGAUGUCAUGAGGCUAGUAGAGGGACAAAAACCAGACUUAGUGAGUGGAAAUGACGAGGUGAACGUGACUGAAAUCUUCAAGACCCUUGAAAAGGGUAAGGAUGUCAUGGCGCUUGUCGAAGGAAGUCCAGGAAUCGGUAAAACAACGUUUUGCCUUAAACUUGCGUAUGACUGUACACAUGGAAAAAUCCCAACAGAGUGUUCUUUUCCCAAGUUUCAAGUUGUGUUGCUCCUCAAAUGUCGAGACAUUGAUGGAAAUAUAAUGGACACCAUAAGAGAACAACUUCUGCCCAGAGAUAUUGAGGAGAAGAUUGUAGAGAAAUUGUUGCACUUCUUGAAGGAUAUUCAUAACCAGGAGAGAAUUUUGAUGAUUUUGGAUGGUUUGGAUGAGCUGCCUGAAAAAUCACGGCACCAUGUAGAUGAGCUACUUCACAGACGAAUUUUCCCAUUUUGCUAUGUCUUGGCUACGACACGACAAGAAAGAGGAAUUGAAGCACGAAAAACCUUUGUCUUUGACAUUCAUUUAGAAAUCAAAGGGUACACGGAAAGUGAUUCUAUUGCGUAUGUCAGAAGACACUUUGAAACCAUUGGUCAGUCACCAAAGGGGGAGAGGCUCAUUGAGGAAAUGCAACAGAACACCUUCUUGAAUGCACUCCGAAAUAACCCACUAAAUUUACUUCUCCUUUGUGUUGUUUAUGAGGACUACGAGGGAAAAUUGCCGACUUCCCGGACGGAACUUUACCAAGUCAUUGUGCGAUGUCUUUUGAGACGAUACUGCGCCAAACGUAACUGGUCCGCCCCUGAAGAUGACAGUGUCCUAGAGAAAAUGUUUGAAAAGGAAAUUCUUGCACUCGGAGAGCUUGCUUGGUUAUGCCUGCUGAGUGAUCGUUAUGGUUUCCGUGAAACUGAAAUGGAUGAGUUUGAAAGGAAAUACCCCGGAUUGGUAGCUCGUGAGCUAGGACUUCUUUACAAGGAAGAAAGUCUAAAGAGACUUAAGCCUCAACAUGAGUACUGCUUUCUUCACAAGACCUUCCAAGAGUACGUGGCUGCCGCGUAUAUUGCUCAGAAGCUACGAAACCAAAAGUUUAAUGUAUUUAAGCACCUCAACAUAAGCUUUGAUGACAUUGUAACGAAAUAUCCACAAGUGUUCAUUUUUGUUUCUGGUAUGCUGGGCGAGAAAGCUACAGUUCUGUUCACCCAGAUUGGAGAGGAGUCAAGGAAGUUCUAUGACUGGAAUUGGAACGAGCGUUGCAAUGAGAAGAUUGCUACUUUCUUUAUUCAAAGCUUUGAUGAGAGUGGACAUGCAGCACAAAUGGCAGUUACUCUUUGUAACAUUAUACCUUUUCCAAAGGUUAUCACUUCCAAGCUAAUAGACAAUUACAAUGCGUCUUUUAUUCAGGUCUUAAAGGCUUGCAGAAGCUUUUCAAAUUUACAGACACCUGUUGAACUCUAUGCUGAUAUUGGUUGGGGCAGAAGAGGCCCGGAGAGAGGAGCAAGUGACAUAGUAACUUAUAUAGAAUCCUGCCCGCAGCUGACAAGCUUUUCAAAUUUAAGGACACCUUUUGAACCCUAUACUGAUAUACAUGUAGGUGACCGGGAGAGAGGAGCAAGUGACGUAGUAAAUUGUAUAGAAUCCUGCCCGCAGCUGACAAUCGUAAGUUUUCGUGUUCAUGCUCUGGGAUCUUUGACGUCAUCUGAUGCAGAUCGUCUUUGCAAAUGGUUUUCUGCAAGCAAGAGCUUAUCAGAGUUUACUCUUAAAUACGUAUCUCAUGUAUAUCUUGAAAAAUAUGAGCUGCUGGUUCAAAUUGGCCGUGGGUUGGCUUCAUGUCGAACUCUGACAAAAGUAACGUUUGCUUUGCCUGGAUAUGCUUAUAACGAGAGUUUCUUCAAUGCGUUCGAAACUGGAUUGACAACGCUGACGUCUGUUAAUCUCGUGCUAUGGGGCUCAAUGAAGUACACUGCGACACGAGGCUUACAACAUUUUUUGUCAAAUAAAUCCUUCAAUUCUCUUUCUCUUUGUACUGUUGGAUGUGUGCUGGAUUUGUUAGUCGCUGCUGUCAGUCAAGCACUUGCAAGACAAACAGUUUUAAAAUCUCUGGAUCUACAUCUUGAUGGACCGCUGAGUUCCUCUAGUGCCAGUUUCCUGGAAAAAGGCCUUAUGGAAAAUAGUUCUUUAAAUUAUUUAAGACUGCGUGUCCACGGUGAGCUCCCUGGUAACUGGUAUUCUGUUGUGGAAAAUGUUCGCGUGGCGAAAAAGUCCCCAGUUUGCUGUUCUUUUUAUCCAAAUACCUUUAACAACGUAGCAAAUAAUAAUUUUCGUCCUGUUCUGGUUAGGAAAGGGUUAAAUGUAAAGCAACACUUAACUGUUAACGACUGGGGUGAGAUGAAAUGCGAAGCGGCAGAAGCUCUUUGUGAAGUCUUGGCACCUUCCUCCAUUACUGUUCUCACCUUAAACAUGCGUGGAAAUUUGACAAGUGAAGUUUCUAAUUCCAUUGCAAGAUGUCUGGAAGAAAACAAGACGCUAUCUUCCCUGUCCAUCAAUAUAUGGGGCGAGUUGAUAACAGACGGAGGUAAUGUUCCUUCCAGCCUUUCAAAAAACAGUCGCGUUCAGUUAAAUGUACAUGAUGUGCGUACAGGCCCAGAUGAGUCGAACGAUGUUCUUGUUACCACUACCGAUAUUCCUGCGGCAUUGACAGUCUUUUUUACUAACGUCAAGGAGAGAAGAAAACAAAACGUCCGUCUUACAAUCAAUAACGAUAGUAAUGUUACCAAGGAGUGGACACGUUAUCUAGGUGAUGCUUUGGCAGAAAAUCCAUCUCUGACCACGCUUGAUCUUACAGUCAACAGCUGCGUCGUGGAUGCAGAUUUGGGAGAAAACCUCGGGAACAGUUUAUUGCAAAGCAGUUCUUUAACAUCUCUUAGUCUCACAUUCAACUUCAGUAACAUGAAAGAAGGAUGGGAAUGCAAACUGGGUGAGCGUUUGAUCAAAAUGGCAUCUUUAACUACACUCAGUCUUGAAAUAAACGGCGACGGUAAGUGGAAUCAGAAGGAUUGGUUGAGUCCUACACUCAGCAGCCUUGACUAUGUUAAGGAGAAUCAGGAGAAUUGUUCGAGUCCGUCUAAACUGAGUAACGUGCUAGCGGCAAUCAAAUCAUUAUCUACCCUUUCUGUUGCAAUCCAUAGUGAUAGCAUGUAUUCUUUUUGGGAUAAGGUUGUAGGUGACUGUUUGAUAAAAUGCACGUCACUUAAGAAACUUAGUCUCACAUUGAACGGGGGUGAAUCAGACUUUUAUUACGUUUUUAAUGGCCUUUAUAUGGGCUUGGUGACAACAAGCUCAUUAAAUACAUUAUGUGUCGCAAUUUUUAUUAACAACUCCACUGAUAGGUAUUUUUCCAGGUUGUUCUUUGAUCUUGAUCGAGGUCUGUCAUUAAACUCGUCAAUAACUACACUGACACUAACAGUAACUGUGGCAGCAGAUAAAACAGGUAAUAUUAUUCGGCUGAGCAGUUUCGAUCACGGACUGUCAGUGAACACGUCAAUAACUACGUUAAAUAUCACAAUAAAUGAGUGUGGUGAUGGAGAAUCGUUUAUACCCCAGUUUCUUGGCGCCUUUGGAGUGUUGGAAGGCUUGGCAAAUAACACAUCAGUUACCACAUUCAAUCUGACACUCAACAGUAGCAAAGAAGUGAGUGAUGACUGGUUAACAGGCCUUUCCGUCAUCUUGAUGGCUAACACCUCAUUAACUACUCUGAGAUUAAAAGUCAACAACCAUUGUGCUACAGGUAAAAGUCAUUUAUAUGACUUAAGCAAACUUUUAUUAGAAAUCAGAUCAUUAUCCUUACUUGAACUCGAUGUAAGUUUCUAUGGAAAAGAGAGUGGGUGUCAGAAGGUUUAA